UGGAGGAGCGGUGCAGCGUGUUCGGUGCGGAGGUCCCCGGCUCUGACCUCUAUUCCUGAGUGACUUCUCUCCGCCUGACACUAGUGGCCCAGAAGUGGCGGUACUAGAGGCCCAGGGCAGUGACAAGGCCCAGCUCUGGGUCUCCCGGGAGCUGGAGAACCCUGAGAGGACACGAGAGACAACCACGUGGCGUAGUGUCAGCACUCCGUUGUUUCAGGGAGACCAUCCUUAUAUGAGUGAGCAAAUCCUUGCAGCAGUGCAGCACUGAGAAGAGGUGGCCGAAGUAUGGAGAUGCAGUCCAGACCAAAGCCGGGCGAGUCCGAGCUGGACCUGCUGCGCUUCCAGAGUCAGUUUCUUGCUGCUGGCACAGCUCCAGCUGUGCAGCUAGUAAAGAAAGGAAGUAGGAGAGAUGGCGGUGCUAACCUGGAGCAGUCUCCCCUGCGGGAGCCUCGGGAUAUGGUGACACUGGACAAUCUCCCGGAUUUGCCCCCAGCUUUGGUUCCUGCUCCCCCAAAGAGAGCCAGACCUGGUCCAGGUUGUCCUCUGCCUGAACAUGAAGACCCUGAGGAGAAACUCAGCAGGCAUGACCAGCACAUCACUGCUGUCCUGAUGAAGAUUGUUGAGCGAGAUAUCAGCUCAGUGGCUGUGAACCUGCCUGUGCCCAGUGGUGUUGCUUUCCCUCCUGUCUUCCGUCGCUCACAGAGCAGACAGGGGAAAUCAUCAACAUUUGGUAAGAGAAGCAUCUUUGCCCAGGAAAUUGCAGCACGGAGAGUGACUGAAGCCAGGCUGUCACCAUCUGGAGAAGAUGUUCCACCCCAGGACCCACCAGAGGGUACUGCGACCUGUCAGGCACUUUCUCCUAAGGAACAUAGCUCCCAGCUUCAGUGGGGCAGCCACAGCUUCCAGGAGCCCCAUCUGGUCACAGGGCAGGGGCUUCAGGGUCAGGAGGCCAAACAGGAAGUCCAGCGCAUCCAUGAAGAGAACCUGGCAAGACUGUACACCAUGACUCCUGAGGAGAUCCUGCAAGAACAGAGUCACUUGAUAGCUCAGCUUGAUCCCAGCUUGGUGGCCUUCUUGCGAUCUCAUAGCCAAACCUGUGAACAAGCAGGAGAGAAGAGCACAGAGGAGCAAAAGUCUAGAGGCCCUGCUGUGCAGGUCACUGGGGGAAAAUGCACCGUGCCAGUUUCUCCCAGUGAGCCCAGAAAGGAAGAACUGGAGCCCAGAGCCUCAGCCCUGGCACUGCCUGUGACUCCCAAUAAAGAGUGGCUACACAUGGAUACUGUUGAGCUGGAAAAGCUCCACUGGACUCAGGACUUGCCCCCACUACAGCAACAGCAAACUCAAGAGAGGAUGCAGGCCCGAUUCAGUCUCCAAGGAGAGCUAUUGGCUCCUGAUGUGGACCUGCCCACCCACCUGGGCCUUCACCACCAUGGAGAAGAAGCAGAGAGAGCAGGGUAUUCCCUGCAGGAGUUGUUCUACCUAACGCGUAGCCAGGUGUCCCAGCAGAGAGCUCUGGCACUUCACGUUUUGGCCCAAGUCAUCAGCAGGGCUCAGGCUGGUGAGUUUGGGGACCGGCUGGAAGACAGCAUCUUGCGCCUCCUUUUAGAUGCUGGCUUUCUUUUCCUGUUGCGCUUCUCCCUGGAUGACCGAGUGGAUGGGGUCAUCGCAGCUGCAGUCCAUGCUCUUCGGGCUCUGCUGGUGGUACCUGGAGAUGAGGAGCUCCUUGAUAGCACCUUCUCCUGGUACCUUGGAUCUGUUGUGUUUCCAUUAAUGCCCAGCAAGGAAGACAAAGAGGAUGAGGAUGAGGAUGAACAGCCCACAGCAGAAAAAGCAAAAAAGAAGAGUCCUGAGAGAGGAGGCCGUCCUCCAUCAGAUUUGGCCCGGCAUGAUGUCAUCAAGGGGCUUCUGGCCACCAGUUUGCUGCCCCGGCUGCGUUACAUUCUUGAGGUGAUCUGCCCAGGACCUUCUGUGGUCCUUGACAUCCUGGCCGUACUCAUCCGCCUGGCCCGGCAUUCCCUGGAGGCAGCCACAAGGGUGUUAGAGUGCCCACGUUUGAUAGAGACUGUGGUUCAAGAGUUCCUGCCCACCAACUGGACCCCUGUGGAGCCAGGGCCUGCCACUAGUCUACACAGAGUGCCCUGUGCUGCUGCCAUGAAGUUGCUCCGAGUGCUGGCUUCUGCCAGCAGGAAUAUUGCUGCUCGUCUACUGAACAAUUUUGACCUCCGGAGCCGCUUGUGUCGCUUCAUAGCCGAGUCUCCCCAAGAAUUGGCCUUGCCCCCAGAGGAAGCCGAGACACUGAGCACCGAGGCCUUCAGACUGUGGGCUGUGGCUUCAUCCUAUGGCCAGGGUGCUGAUCUCUAUCGGGAGCUGUACCCAGUGCUGAUGCGGGCCCUGCAGGCUAUGCCCAAGGAGCUCGGCACUCACUCUCCUCAGCCUCUGUGUGUGCAGCGCAUUUCCUCAAUGCUGACACUCCUCACCCAGCUGACCCUAGCAGCCAGCAGUGCCUCAGAGGCCAGCAGUGACUAUCCCAAGACCCGCCUAUUGCCCUUCAUCAGUUGGACCCAGGUAUCUGGACUCAAGCCUCUUGUGGAGCCAUGUUUAAGACAGACCUUAAAAAUGCUGCCCAGGUCAGAGGUGUGGUAUGCCCUGGGCUCAGUACCCACUGCCUGCCUGCUCUUCCUGGGUGCCUACUACCAGAGCUGGAGCCAACAGCCAGGAGUAUGCCCAGAGGACUGGCUUCAAGACAUGGAGCACCUAUCUGAGGAGCUGCUGCUGCCCCUGCUACACCAUCCCACCUUGGGCAACCUCUGGGAAGCCCUUGGGCACUGCUCCCCCCUCUGCAACCCACUGUCUUGUGCUCCGGGCCCUGAAGCUCUCCCGAGCCUUGUGUCCCUGGGCUGCUCAGCUAGUUGCCCUCUUCUCAGUCUGGCCAGCUCAGCCUCUCCCUUCCCCUUCCUCACCGCACUCCUCGCCCUCUUCAACACUCUGACUCGGCUCCACAAAGGACUUUGUGGCCAGCUAGCUGCCAUAUUGGUUGCCCCAGGACUCCAGAAUUACUUCCUUCAGUGUGUAAACACUAUGGCUGCCCCCCAACUCACACCCUUCUCUGUGUGGGCCCUGCGCCAUGAGCACCAUCUGCAGUACCUGGCACUUGCUCUGGCCCAGAGAGUGGCAAUGCUGCAGUCUGUCUCAGCUCCCAGCACUGCACUCCAUCACAGCCUGGCCUUGAUCCUGCUGAGCCGGCUACUGCCCGGCAGUGAGCACCUUGCACAAGAGCUGCUACUGAACUGUGUGUUCCAGCCAGAGCUCCUUCCGGAAAAAGCAUCUGGGGGUCCAGAGGCAGCUGACUUCUCUGACCGGCUCUCCUUAGGGAGCAGCAAGGACCCUGGGUGUGGGCGAGGGGCUCUGCUAGCUCAAGCUUGCCAGAACCUCCCCAGCAUCCGAGGCUGUUACCUGAGCCACUGCUCACUGGCCCAGGCCAGCCUACUAGCUUCCCAGGCUAUAUACCAAGGGGAGCUACAGCAAGUGCCAUCCCUGCUGCUCCCUGUGCCCAAGGAGCCACUGCUGCCCACAGACUGGCCUUUCCUGCCACUCAUCCACCUCUACCACCGAGCGUUGCACACCCCCUCAGGGCCCCUUUCUGCUGACACCAUGGGUACCACCAUGCGGACUCUGCAGUGGGUGCUUGUCCUAGAGAGCUGGCGUCCCCAGGUCCUGUGGGCUGUGCCUCCUGCUGCCCGCCUGGCCCGACUCAUGUGUGUCUUCCUGGCAGACAGUGAACUUUUCCGGGAAACCCCAAUACAACACCUGGUGGCAGCCCUCUUGGGUCAACUCUGCCAGCCUGAAGUCCUCGCAAAGCUCAACCUGGAUUGCCCGCUUCCUGGCCUGGCAUCUUUCCCUGAUCUCUAUGCCAACUUCUUGGAGCAUUUUGAGGCUGUCUCUUUUGGAGAUCCCCUCUUUGGGACUCUAGUCCUCCUUCCUCUGCAGCGUCGGUUCAGUGUCACCCUGCGCCUGGCCCUCUUUGGAGAGCACGUGGGAGCAUUGCGAGCUCUAGGACUGCCUCUGACCCAGUUGCCUGUGUCCCUGGAGUACUACGUGGGACCCCCUGAAGAUAACCUGGACCUUCUCCAGCUCUACUUUCACGCCCUAGUUACUGGUGCACUCCGUCAAGACUGGUGCCCUGUGCUCUAUGUUGUGGCCAUAGCUCACGUGAACAAUUUCAUCUUCUCCCAGGACCCAAAGAGUUCAGAUGAUGUCAAGACUGCCCAAAGAAGCAUGCUGCAGAAAGCUUGGCUGCUGGCAGAUAAGGGACUCCGGCGCCACAUCCUCCUAUAUAAACUUCCUAAUGCUGACCUCCCAGAGGGCUUUGAGCUCUAUGCCCAGCUCCCCCCUCUGCGUGAAAAGUAUCUUCAGACUCUGACCCCAGGAGUGUUCUGAAAUGUUGUCAGUGACCUAGCAUAGCUACUUCAGGUAGAGACAGGUAUAUUACUCUGGGGUUCACCCAGAGGUGGCUGGCCACACAGAAAUGCUUCAUGUAUUAAGGAUACGCAGGGAACUGAAAGGGAGACGUGUAUUCUGGGAUCUUCCAGGGUACCUGUCAUGCCUGUCAUGCCCUGAUACUCAGAGCUUAGGGUCUGGGGCUCUAGGGGUCUGUGCUAGGAGUGAAGGGUGACUUACCCCUUCUUGAGAAGACAAAGUUCAACCCUCUUCCCCUGCUCCACACCAGAGUGUGUGAAUAUUGGAACUGUAUAGUGAAAUUAAAAAAAGUUUUGUUUUUA
Erinaceus europaeus (western European hedgehog) is the source of this 4778-nucleotide messenger RNA. RefSeq names its product RNA polymerase II associated protein 1 (gene RPAP1). NCBI's taxonomy places the organism in Eukaryota, Metazoa, Chordata, Mammalia, Eulipotyphla, Erinaceidae. Bases 286 to 4437 code for a protein of 1383 amino acids. Gene Ontology annotation, biological process: transcription by RNA polymerase II. Gene Ontology annotation, cellular component: nucleus. The record is from RefSeq and is a predicted model, not a curated record. The transcript has 25 exons.